UUCUGGAUCUCUCCUGACAGAAAGAGGCCAUGAAGGGAAACGCAGGCUCCCGAACACCACUAAGGCAGACCAGUGGAAGGUGUUUUGGCCCACAGCAACUUUGUGCCUCAGCAGCACUGAAAACGGGCUUCACCCAGCCUCACAGAGCCGCUUGUGCUAAACGUAGAAGAACCCCUCAGCCUGCUGCUGGCUGCACCACUAAAGCCCCCUUGGCUGUGCUGCAGCUGCGGAGGCCAGGGCUGCUCAGGGGGCCAUGUCUCUGGAGAAGAAAGCAGCCCUUCGGGGCCGCCUCCAGGGCCCGGUGCACGGCGAGCCAGCACUCCGAACCGGGAGCAAGGCAUACAAACACCGCGCGGAAGGCGCCAAGCGGCUUAAAGGCAGCCUGCAAAGCUCCCCAUGCUCCCAGCCGCUGCCGCGCCGCAAACCGCCCGCUGUGCGCCCAGCCAAGGCCCAUGGGAGCACACCCACGGCCCAGCCCCAGCUCCCUUCCCACCAUAGCCCGCCGGGGCGUGCCCAUGAGGUGCGUAGCCACAAGCGGCCUGACCACCGGGUUAUUUCCGACCCGGGCGCCAUCGCGGGAAAGCGUCACUGCCGCUUCCGGCGCGGGCUGUUCGAAGGCUAUGGCCGGUAGGCGCCGCUCGCUCAGGGGUGUUGUGGCGGAUCUGGACUCUUCCCUGUCGCAGGUGGAGAUGGGAGACGUGUGGGUACCCGCCCGUUACUAUUAUCCUUAUCCUCCGCCCUCUCCUUCUCCUACGCCGUCGCCACCAGAACAGCAGUCGCGAAGCGAGGACGAGAAUGAAGCGCUUACGAAGCCCAUGGUGUUCCUGUGCGCCGGGUGCAGGCGGCCGGUUGGGGACACGCUGAGCUGGGUGACUAACGAUGAGGAGGAAGGCUGCAUCCUGCUGCGCAGUGCGGCCAAGAGCGUCUCGGUGGACGUGGAGCGGCAACUCUCUAAGCGGCCCGGAGAGUGCGGAUGCAUGAUAGAAGUGUUAUUCUGCUCUGGCUGCUCAAUGGUACUUGGCCGCAUUUACAGAUGCACCCCAAAACACCUUGACUACAAGAGGGAUUUGUUCUGUUUCAGUGUUGACUCUCUCGAGAGUUAUGUUCUAGGAUCCUCAGAAAAGCAAGCUGUUACUGAAGAUGAGCCUUUAACUCUUGAAAGUCGAGCUGUCAUGGAAGAAACGCUACGGAGGGUAGACACUGUAUUAAAGUUUCUGGAGACAAAAGUGGCUGCUGUUGAAUCGAGUAUGGCCUGUCUUCGCAAAGGAGUCUGAAAGAAAUUAUGUGCAAGGGGUUUAACUGCAGGAGAAUGAUGUAUGUGAAAUUUGUUCUUGUAAUCCUCUGGAAUGUGUGGGAGCACUGCAAGAGCUGUGCAGAGAACUAAAAGACAUUGGCUUGUUCUGUAGUAGAACAAUGAUGACUAUGAGUCUUUAUCAUAGACAAAGAGCUCCUCUACUCUCUGUUAAAAGAACACACCAGACAGAAAUAAUUUAUUUUUGUUUAAUCAAAUUUCUGUAGACUUUUGGUUUAUAUGUAAAUAUGUGUUUAAAUUUUUGUCUUGGAAAGCAAAGCAAUUGUCUCUUGACUUCCUUGCUAGUCAGUAUCUACUGAACUGGGUGUGCAUCUCCUUCCUAAACCCAUAAAACAAAAAAAUCCCUGUGAUGUCUGAAAGAAUAACAUAUGUACUUUUUCUUGUCUCCACAGCCUUUGCUUGACCUGUGCUCAGAGACUGGAAUGGUUCAGUGUGUGUUUUGGGUUGCUGUUACAGUUUUGUUCUGUAAGCUUGAGGCCAAAGUUUUUAAAGCCUUUUUCUACAUUACAUUAGAUAAAAUGUUUUUUUAUACAGUAUUGAAGGUCAUACGAUUUACAGCCUCAAGGGAAGGCAAACAAACAAGGCUGGCAGCACACCUUUAAGCAAAGCUUGGUGUAUUUGUAUACAACGAAAGCAAAAUGCCAGUUAAAAGCACUUGUUGGUACUUAGUUUUGAUGCAGGUAUUUCUGUUAUUUGUCAUAAAUCUUCUGCAUAUUUAAUUAUCAGUUUCUUAUGUAGUCCGAGUGUUCCAGGUGUAUUUUUUUCAAUAAAACAAAAGUAGUUGUACUCUAAAGAAAGAGUAAUGGGUUGUUUGGUUUUGGGUUUUGAUUUUUAUUUGGUUUGUGGUAUGUGGAUUUUUCUUUUUUGGUUACCUGAAAUUCUUUAUAUUUUCUCCAAAAACCUAGAAUGAACUUACCACUAUUCUCUGCAUGGAUAGGCAUUGUUUUUCUUACAAAAGCUGCACCCCCUUCAACCUUUCUCUAUGUACUGCUUUGUUUUGAAGAAGUACUUGAAUUUAGCUUGUAGUGAUGGAUCUUGUAUUCUUUCAUGCUCAGGUAUGUAAAACAUUUUGUUUCUUGCAUACCUGCCAAAGGAAUUGUUACAAGCACUAGUCCUUCCAAUCAAAUUACUCCUUUGUAAUUUCUUGGUAGUUUCUUCUCUAACAAGUUUUUUGAAUAAUGUUAAGUGACCUAAUAGACUCCUCUGUGUAAUGCUAGACAAACCCUAGAAAAAAACCCAAAAUGCCAGGGCUGCUUUUCAUAUAAGAAAGGGCAUACAACCCAGGAAAAUAACACCAAGGACACAGCGUGGGAGGGUUCUUCCUCAUUUAUUCAGAGGAGACUACAUAUGAGCUCUGCUUCAGACAGAAUAAAGUAAGCCUGUAGUCGUAGGUAGUACUAAAUGUGUUUGUCUGUAAACUAUUACAGAUAAACAGAUUAUCAGUAGAGUGCAUUGGCAGAGGGGCAUAAGCUCUGCUUAGCAUAGGGUAAGGUCUGACCUGUAGUGGUCAACUCUGCUUUUUUGUUGCUGAGGUAGGCAAAAGGAAAUCUUCAAGCCAAGUAUGUACUUAAAGGUUCUUAUUUGACUGUCAUGCAGUCAAAAACUGUCUAGAAAAUGGGCAUUUGGUAUUGUAUUGAUGAAUACAUAUUUAUCAAGCUGGAGGAAGUUUCUAAGUGGGUUUUUGUAUUUGUCCAGUUAUUUUAGGUCGUUUUGAUCCUUGAAAGAAAGAACCAGGUUUGUUGGCCUCAAGCAGUACCCAUAGCUUUCAACAUGUUUUUCCAUUAAACAUGGAGGGCAGCUGACUGGUUCACAGUGAGUUCUCUAAAUAGAUUCACCAUCUGAGUACGUUCUGUGGCUUGUUUAGGUAAUUCCUAGCACCUGUCUCCAUUGUAUCACUACUAUCUAUAGUGAAAGUAAAGUGUCUGUAAGCAAGUAUUCAAAACAAUAAAUGAUUGCUUAAAGUAA
This is a messenger RNA of Melopsittacus undulatus (budgerigar), 3277 nucleotides long. It is a transcript of the gene MIS18A, whose product is annotated as MIS18 kinetochore protein A. NCBI's taxonomy places the organism in Eukaryota, Metazoa, Chordata, Aves, Psittaciformes, Psittaculidae. The record is from RefSeq and is a predicted model, not a curated record. Gene Ontology annotation, biological process: chromosome segregation; CENP-A containing chromatin assembly. The coding region runs from base 30 to 1274 and encodes 414 amino acids. Gene Ontology annotation, cellular component: chromatin; chromosome, centromeric region; nucleus. The transcript has 6 exons.